AUGCUUUUCACUCUUUUUGCUGGCUUGGUCGCCGCGACGCAGGCCCAGCACAUCCCCAGAGAUGACAACAGCCAAGUGCAGGGAGACGGGCUCCUCCGAUUUCCGCUCCGCGUGUCCAGCGGCGCUCCCAUCGUCAAGGGCGUCACGAGGCGACAGGAGGAGGUUGCGCUGGAAGCCCAGCUGAAUGGCAAUUUUUACAGCAUCGAUUUGACAAUUGGCACCCCGGGUCAGACUGUUACGGUUAACUUCGAUACCGGGUCUCCGGAGCUCUGGGUGAAUCCCGAUUGUAGUCAGGCUGAUAAUCCCGAGUUUUGCGAGUCGUUUGGGCAUUUUAAUGAGAGCAGUACUUUUACGGAUCUUGGGACGCAGGGGACCAUCAUUUACGGUACUGGAAUGGUCAGGUUCAACCGUAGCACUGAUUACAUUGCGGUCGGCGCUGCGAGAAUCUCGCAACAAAUCUUUGGAGUCGCAGACAGCAGUUUCGUCACCAAUGUCGGUGUUAUGGGUGCCAGUCCGUGGCUGAGCGGCUGGGAAGGCGACUAUCCUUUGGUCCUUGACAACCUAGCCACCCAAGGCUUUAUCAAUAGCCGAGCCUUCAGUCUUGAUAUCCGAAGCAUCGGUAGUGAUAGAGGCUCCGUCAUCUUUGGAGGCAUUGACACUCGCAAGUUCUCUGGCCAACUUGAGAAGCGUCCAAUCAUUCCUGGCGACGACUCUCCCGACGGAUAUACUCGAUACUGGGUCUAUCUCGACGGCCUCACCCUAGUCCAGAACGGCAAGAAGAUCCCCAUCUUCUCCAAGCCCACCCGACAGGCCGUCAUGCUUGAUAGCGGCUACACCUUGAGCACCCUCCCUGGUCCCAUCGUCCAGGCCAUUGUCGACUCUUUCCCCACAGCCAAGACCAUCCCCGAGUCUCCUCUGUAUUCGGUGGACUGCUCGGUGAUGGACAUGGCCGGCACCGUUGAUUUUCUCUUCGGAGAAACCAUCAUCAAAGUUCCGUACGCAGACUUUAUCUGGAAGCGCCCGGAUGGUGCUUGCAGAUUGGGAGUCUUUCAAGAUGACAACUUCCCUGUCCUAGGGGACACCUUCCUGCGUGCCGCUUACGUCGUUUACGACUGGGAUCAUCGCAAUAUCUGGCUUGCCAACAACGAGGACUGCGGUUCCAAGCUCGUUGCGAUUGGAAAGGGCCCCAACGCUGUCCCUGCUCUCACCGGAGAGUGCACCCGUUCUGAUGGCAACACUACAACUGUCCCAACGACUUCGGUUCCACUCAACUCAACAGCGGUCCCCUCUUCGACACAAUACCACAACACGUCUAUGGCUCUCGCUACUUCUGGUUCAUACCCGACGGUCACUUAUCCCUCGAGACAUGCGGAUGUGACCUCUACAGUCACAUAUAGCGAGGUGCACACGAUUACUUCUUGUCCCCCUACUGUGACCAACUGCCCAGUUGGUUCAGUCACCACAGAGCUCGUCACAUCU
Molecule: messenger RNA, 1479 nt
Organism: Fusarium vanettenii 77-13-4
Lineage: Eukaryota; Fungi; Ascomycota; Sordariomycetes; Hypocreales; Nectriaceae
Exons: 5
Biological process (GO): proteolysis
Molecular function (GO): aspartic-type endopeptidase activity
Source: RefSeq, a predicted model, not a curated record